ACGAGCUCUUCAAACAAGAGGCGUGAAAGUAAAUUCGAAAAACUCGCCCGGCCUACCACGUAAACAUGCAUCUACAGCUACAACUAGUGUUCAUAUCGAGUAUAAUACUAUUUCAUUAUACAGAUGAUGCAUUGGGACAAAAGAAGAAGAAGAAAGAGCUGGAAAUUAUUGUAGAACACAAACCAGAAGAAUGUUACACUGUGGCUGCAGAUGGAGAUGAGGUGACCAUACACUACACUGGUAGUUUAGAAUCAGGGGCAGUGUUUGACUCCUCCAGGAGACCUGGACGUUAUCCCCUUCCAUUUGUACUUGGUCAAGGCAGAGUUAUACAAGGUUGGGAACAAGGAAUAAAAGGCAUGUGUGUUGGUGAAAAGAGAAAGCUUAUUAUUCCAUCCCAUUUGGGUUACGGCAAACAAGGUCUUCCUCCUGCAAUUCCAGGGGGAGCUACACUGAUAUUUGAGACUGAGUUAGUAAGUAUAAAGCCAGGUAGUGCAGGUGACAAUAUAGAAGCCAAGAUUGUGUCACUUAUUCGUGUUCUAGCCAUACCAAUGGCAGCCUGCAUGGUUGUCUAUCAAUUAUAUAAAAAAUAUCAAAGAGAAGAACAAGACAAAGUUGCAGCUAAGAAGGAGUCUAAAGAAGAAAGGAAAACAAAAAAGAAAAGAAAUUAAAGAGUAUGGCAGGACAAAGAAAAAUAUUUAUACAUUGUCGCCAAGGUUAAAUACAUCAAAUGUAUUUAUUCUACAUUUAGUUAGAGUCCUGGCAAAUUUCUCCACAGUUUUUCUCCACAAUUUUUG
Owenia fusiformis is the source of this 794-nucleotide messenger RNA. Lineage: Eukaryota; Metazoa; Annelida; Polychaeta; Sabellida; Oweniidae. The record is from the annotation of a GenBank genome assembly.